This is a messenger RNA of Hirsutella rhossiliensis, 1929 nucleotides long. Its product is annotated as lisH domain-containing protein. The record is from RefSeq and is a predicted model, not a curated record. Bases 1 to 1929 code for a protein of 642 amino acids. Gene Ontology annotation, biological process: regulation of transcription by RNA polymerase II. The transcript is spliced from 6 exons. Gene Ontology annotation, molecular function: transcription corepressor activity; protein binding. NCBI's taxonomy places the organism in Eukaryota, Fungi, Ascomycota, Sordariomycetes, Hypocreales, Ophiocordycipitaceae. Gene Ontology annotation, cellular component: Set3 complex.
AUGGUGGUCAAGGAAUUCCUCGACUCGGACAGAGUCAACUUUCUCAUCUGGAGGUAUCUGCUCGAAGGGAACUACCGCGAAACCGCCGCCAAGUUCCAAAAAGAGUGGCAUGUCAAGGAGCCUCAUCGGGAUUUCGAUUUUGCCCGCCAUGUCAAGGGCCACGCCCUCAUCUCAAUCGUCAACAGGGGCCUCCUCUACUACGCCCUUGAGCGCGACUUUGCCCUCGACCAGUUUCCGCAGCAUGCGGCCGUCGAGGCCGACGCGAUGCAAUUUGGCAUUUUUGGGCCGCUGACGGUGCCGCCGCCGCUGCCGCCGCCGCCGCCGCCGGCGGCGGCCCGGAUGGACGAGGACGACAAUGCCGUCGCCGCCACGGUAGAGACUGCAGAAGACGCCGAGGCGUCGAGGAAACGAGCUCAGCAACAGGUGCCCAACGGGUCGCCGGCCAAGCGCCCGCGCCUGAGUAAUGGCUACGAGAACGGCGCCGACGCUGCAGCGCCAGUGGCAGCCACGGCGACGACGACGGCCUCGACGACGACGGCCUCGACGCCCAUGGACGUCGACCCCCCUCCUCCUCCGCCUCACCACGACAGCGGCCAGCACGACGCCAGCAACAACCACGCGUACCCAUCGCCCCUCGAGGGCGAGCAGCUUCCACCGCCCAUUGUGCAGACGGAUGGCCCCGAGCAGGGCACGCAGAUGGACAAGGUCGAGGAGCUGUCGCCCGACACCACCUUCAUCCGCCUCAUGGACGAUGAUCGCAGUGUCCCCGAGACAACGCCGUCUCCCUCCCCCGCGGGCACUGAGAACGCACCCGUGCUGCUGCAGUGCGAGUGGAACCCCCGAGACCCAUCAGUUCUGGCGGCUGCUGGGACCGAUGCGCUAGCCCGCGUUUGGACUGUUUCGCGUCCCACGGCGUCUGAGCCCGGCCACAAUCACGUGUCUCCCCGUGCCCACACUCUGCUGGACCCUGACACGCCGCGGACCACGACGGUGACGGCCCUGUCGUGGACCUCGGACGGCACCGCCAUUGCCCUUGCCACCGACUCCAGCUCCCAGGCCGCCGUGAGCGUCUGGUCCGCCGACGGCAUCCACAUGCAGACCAUGGAGGUGUCUGAGCCGCCCGUCAUUAAGCUGUGCUGGAACCCUGGCAGCACGGCGCUCCUGGCCAUAUCCCCCGAAAAGGGCGGCGCCCUCGUCACCGUCUACUCGUCGCCCUCGAGCACCGCCUCCACAUUUCGCCUUCUCGGUCACGACAUUGCCGCGACACCCCUCGAUGCGGCCUGGACGAGCGACGCCGAGUUCUUGCUGUGCGGCGGGGACCUUCUCCUGUGUCUCCACUGCGCCGAGUCGUCCCUUGUCCAAGUACGCAAGUUCGACACCAAGCUUGACGACAGCUUUACACAGGUCCUCUUCGACUGGCGCUCGAAACUGGCCGCAACCUCAAGUGACAAGGGCACCCUCGACCUAUGGGACGAAUCCGGCCAGCGGCGGUCCAUCUCGGCCCAUCAAGGCGCCAUCACGUCCAUGGCGUGGCAGCCGUUGCCGCCUGCGCAGCUUAACGCCGACGACGAACGUCUCAUCGCAACCGGUGGUGACGACUGCGCGAUCCUGAUAUGGAAUGCUCGGAGGCCUGACAGCAAGGCAAAAUGCUUCCUGACAAUGGAUUCGCCGAUAGUGCGGCUCGCCUUUACCCCCGACGGAGCCUUUAUUGCCGGGGCCACGUCCCGUCAGGUGUUGAUCUGGAAGGUGGACAACCAUGCCGUACCCAGAGCCAGCUGGAACCGGCCACCUCACCCCGGCUGGUUAAGCCCCAAGGGCUCCUCAGACUCGGAUGAAGAGGACGAACACUGUCUGUGUUGGGACGUGAGCGGGCAGCAACUGGCUUAUGGAUCAAACAGCAGGCUUGCUGUCAUCAACUUUAACCGGUAG